UAUUGAGGCGGCUGCUGCAUUGAAACUGUAAAUCAGAGCUGAGAGGCACGAAUAACAAUGAAAUUGAAGGAAUUUGAAAGUUUUCUCCAGCAAGUUGAUAUAUUUGAAGAACCAAAGAUAUGGCUCGAGCAGUAUCCAACUAGGCCACAUAUUGCAGCUCGAAUGCUGCAUACUAUUGAGGCAAGCUAUGGAGAUAUUAGUGGUCAUCUGAUAGCAGAUCUUGGUUGUGGCUGUGGGAUGUUGAGCAUUGGAGCUGCAAUGCUUGAUGCAGGUCUGUGCAUAGGGUUUGACAUUGACCAAGAUGCUCUGGAGAUCUGUCAGAGGAACUGUGAAGAGUUUGAGCUUCCUUGCAUUGACACUGUCCAGUCUGACCUUACCAAGAUGGAGGCAGGGCCUUGGAGCAAAAAGUUUGACACGGUCAUCAUGAACCCACCCUUUGGAACAAAGCACAACAAAGGGAUUGAUUUGCAGUUUGUACAGCUGGGUUUGGAGAUGGCGACAAAGUCUGUCUAUUCUUUACACAAAACAUCAACAAGGCAGCAUAUUCAGAAGAAAGCUGUGCAGUGGGGUGUGGAUUGCGAGGUUGUUGCAGAGUUGCGGUUUGAUUUGCCCUCGUCCUACAAAUUUCACAAGCACUCCUCUGUAGACAUAGAAGUGGACUUUGUACGCUUCUCCUUUCCGACACUCCCGACCGGUCAUCAGAGAAGUGGUCAUCAUAGCAAAGGACACAAGAACAAGGCAUCCGGCACAUGACAUAGAAUGAAAUGAAGGAUUCAAAGAGAUGGACACUGGACAGUGCAAUGUGGCUCUGUGGUUUAUGGCAUUAAUCUCCUUAGUGGAAGGACAGAGGUUCAAAUAUGAAGAACAGAAGAAGAAGAACAGAAGAAGAAGGCAUCCGACACAUGACAUAGAAUGAAAUGAAGGAUUCAAAGAGAUGGACACUGGACAGUGCAAUAUUAGCUCUGUGGUUUAUGGCAUUGAUCCCCAGAGUGGAAGGACAGAGGUUCAAAUAUGAAGUCAGUGUGGUACUAAAUGACCAAUUUCCCAGUCCCUCUAGUAGAACUGAAGGGAAUUCCACCCUCGAUGUUUAUGAAAGGAAGCAGGAGCACCGGAGAAAAAUUGCAAGAACAGAUUGCAAAAGUUAAGAAAGUAAUCAUAUUUUCUUGAUCACCCACGGAGUACCCAUAAUCAUUUGCACCCUGGAGUAGUGAACUACAUGUAUAUGGGUCUCUUGGCCAAAUAUCAACCAUCCUGUGUCUAAAUUUUGUAAGCCAAUGAAGUGAGUGAGCAAAUAAUUUUUUUUUUCCACCAUAGAAAAAAAUGUUGAUUCAUCAUUAGAAUACACCAAAUACGAUAUAAAAAUUAAAUUUGGGCACGUUGCUGCUCGAACUUCAGGUGAUGGUUGCCCGAAUAUUGGAACUGAAAAUCACAAACAAUCAAACAGUAGAGCUGUGCGAUUAAACUUGGAUAGGCUUAAUCUUCUUUUCACUUCUUCCUCUAAUGGGUGCCAAGUUAAGCGACCUACUCAAACGCAGACCAUGUAGAGAUUAAGGCGCCGACUACCAUUAAUCAAGUCCAUUCACUUACAUGUACGUGUAGUUGUCCAAAAGAAGACCUAGAUGGCGUUAACCAGAAUUUGCUAAGCUACACUCCCUUUAACAGAACUAAAAAGUGUUUUAUAUGAACUGAUGAACAGAACAGAGUGACUUCGUAACAUUGUUGAAGGUUGAUGAACAAAUUGCGUAUUUUUUUUAAUGAAAUGUUACUUAUUAUAUUCCUUCUACUGUACUAACCCUCUAAAACGCCCCAAAUUCUCAAACCAUAGAUAUCUAUGGUUUUCUUUGAAGGUGUCACUGUGCAGCACCUUAAUUAAUUAACAGUACAUUCUCCCAAUCAUUUUUGAAUUUUCCCAACCAUAUUUGAAUUUUCCCAACCUUUUUUCCAUGAAACUAAGACCUAAAACAGGCUUUUAAAAAUAUUUCUACACUUAUAAUUUCUGGAAUGGUAUAUAGAGCCAAUUCAUUGCUUUGUGAUGAUUUACAUUCACCUAAAAUGUAUUAAAUUGUAAUAAUAUAGUUGGGAGAAUUAACGACGCGAUCAGAUCAGUUUUUCCCAAUUUCUAUCACUAAAAAUGGUCCGUUUUUCACUCAAAUUUUCAGAUUAUCUCCAAUUGUACAUACAGCAUUGAGGUCACUACCUUAGCAACAUUUUCCUCUCAUCUGAACAAUGUUCGUUAGUCCCUUGAAAGUGUUGAAAAAAAAAAUUGAAUUUCAAAGGUUUACAAUGAGAAUAAAAGGCAAGAUUUAUAAGACUCGUC
Molecule: messenger RNA, 2317 nt
Organism: Strongylocentrotus purpuratus (purple sea urchin)
Lineage: Eukaryota; Metazoa; Echinodermata; Echinoidea; Camarodonta; Strongylocentrotidae
Product: methyltransferase-like protein 5
Exons: 6
Coding region: 58-753 (231 amino acids)
Biological process (GO): rRNA methylation
Molecular function (GO): nucleic acid binding; rRNA (adenine-N6-)-methyltransferase activity
Source: RefSeq, a predicted model, not a curated record